Molecule: messenger RNA, 1458 nt
Organism: Mytilus trossulus (common blue mussel)
Lineage: Eukaryota; Metazoa; Mollusca; Bivalvia; Mytilida; Mytilidae
Product: caspase-2-like
Exons: 9
Coding region: 1-1458 (485 amino acids)
Biological process (GO): proteolysis
Molecular function (GO): cysteine-type endopeptidase activity; nucleic acid binding
Source: RefSeq, a predicted model, not a curated record
AUGUCGGACCGACCAGUCCAACCUGAUACACAACCAAUUGCUGGUCCAUCAUGUUCAAAUAACGAUACCCUAGUGAACGAAGAAUGUCCAUGUCCACCAUGGCAUAUUGAAAAAUCACUGGUUAAAACGCAACUUCAUGAUAAAAUAAGUAAAAAGGAUCUACCACAUUUGAUUAAAAGUGAAGCCGAAAUAUUAAUUGACUCAGAAUAUUCAAAACAUUUGCAAAUAUUUACAGAUGGAUCUAAAGACCCACAUGGUAAUACAAGUUGUGCAUAUGUUGUUCCAGAACUUAAAAUUAAAAAAGGUUUUAAAUUACCAAACUACAUUUCUAUUUUUAUGUCAGAAUUAAUGGCAAUAUUUCAAACACCUGAAAUAGACAACAAAACUAGAUUAAUACUUAAUACCCUUGACAGGCGAGAAAAAGGCAGUGUAAAGAGUCUUUACAAUGCUUUCCAAGAAACUAAGAAUGAACAUUUGGCAGACUUGUUAGUCAAAUAUGCUGCACUUAUUGACCUGAAAGAGAAUUUUAAUGACCCAAAAGCAUGGCCACCUGAACCAACCGAACAAAAAGAAAUGGAAACACACGCAGUUUUUAAGAUUAAAGACAUAAGGAGCCCCCUUAUGCACGAAUAUAGUAAAGGAGAUGUUUAUAGUCUUCAUGGUAAAAGUAGAGGCAAAGUGUUUAUAAUCAAUAAUACGUUUAAAGAUACAAAACUGGAAAGAACAGGAUCAGACGUCGAUGUAAAAAAUAUGACAGAUCUAUUCCAACAGUUACAAUUUGAAGUUGUAACAGGAACCAAUUUACCAGCAGAGAAAAUGGUAAGAUUUUUAGAAGAAGAACGGGAAAAUAUUACGACGUGGACCGACAUUGAUUGUGUUGUUCUUAUUUUGAUGAGUCAUGGAGAAGGUGCAUACAUUUACGGAAACGAUGACAAACCAAUUAAGUUAACAGAUAUUAUAGAAGUGUUUGCUUCAAAGUAUUGUGACGGUUUAAAAGACAAGCCAAGAUUAGUAUUUGUGCAGGCUUGUAGAGCAGUUAAACGUACCGAUGAAGAGCUAUCCAAACUAAGUGUUAAAUUCGAAAAACAGCAAAUUCAGCCUAAAAAUGGUGAUCAACGUGAUUCAGCACCUUACCAGACUGAAAAUCAAACGGAAGUAAAGCACCCAUCAGCAGACUUUUUAGUUGUCUAUGCAACACCAGAAGGAACACUGUCUUACAGGAACAUUACCACCGGAUCUUGGUUCCUGUGUGCAGUUGUGUGGAUAUUUAAAUACCAUGCGAAACAUGAAGAAUUACAGCAUUUGCUUAUCAGAGUAAACAGAUUAGUGGCAAAAGGAAAAGGUCCGGAUGAAUUUGGCCAGAAAUUGACCAUAUCGGAGGUUAAAUCAAACCUAAGGAAGAAAUUUUACUUCUUUCCUGGUGUUUAUGGUGACCCUCCUCAGUUGUUAGAAAAAUAA